AUGUUGUUUCAAAUAGACAAAUCCAAGUUAUACCAAAAAUUGUUUGAAAGUUUUAAAAAAUCUCAUACAAGUACGAAAGUACAAAAUGUACAAAAGUUAGUUAACGAAGUAUGGCGAAAUUAUAAAUUACAAGCAAAGUCCGACAAGGAACUAGAUAUUAUUGUAUCUAAGAGAAUUGAAGAAGAAUUGCAAACGGCGACUAAGAAUAAUUCCAAUCUACUACAUUUUUUUCCAAGUGCAGCAGAUGAUAAAAGACGAACGGAAUCUAUUCGCAAAGUAAAAACUCUUGAUGAAUGCACACAAGAAUUACGUAAAAUAGGAUUUGACAUUAGUCGCAGUGGGACAUAUCUUCGUUUGAUUCCCAGAAAAUCUAAUUCUGCAGAGGGACGAAGACAUGUAUCGACAGUCCCUGUUAAGCUCAUUCGGGCUCAAACUAAUCACCACAAGAGCCACUUAGACAGCAAAUUCGUUGAAACAUCAAUCCAUUAUUUAGAGAACAUAGCAUCCAUACUUGGACCAGAUCAAGUAUUUUUUAUAUCUCAAGAUGAUAAAGCUCGAGUUCCUAUUGGCGUAACUGCGGCAAAUAAGCAAGCACCUCUUCUAAUGCACAUGGAAUUUAGAAUCAAAUUGCCUGACAACGAUUGGGUAAUCGCUGUGCGUCAUAAAUUAAUACCAUCUGUUUAUGCUUCCACUAUGCUAGGACAACCGGAAGCCGUUGGAUAUUCUGGACCAACAUACAUCGCUAUUCGAAGUGGAAAGCAUACUUCAUCUACUGCUAAUACUCAUACUCAGGAUUUCGACACGCUUCUCGAACUUGAAGAGUUUCGACCAUCAGCUAAAACUGACCAUGGACUAGUAAAACCAGUGCGACAUGACCUCGAUGCAUUGUUUUUAGCUACCAAUGCUCCUGGAAGUGCGUAUAACAGAGUAGCGCGCAGAAUGGCUCCUCUUAGUCGGGAACUGGCUGGUUUAAUAUUGCCUCAUGAUAUUCAUUUGGAUGAACGUGGCGUUAUAAAUGAUGAACAUUUAGAAAGAUCUAAUUUCGAAUUUGCAGGAAAUGUAUUAGCUGAAGUAUGGAGUUCAAUGGAAAUUGAUGGCUAUAAUGUUACUGCAAAAUAUGUUGGGGCAGGUGAACAAGAUCUUUCUGAUUUUCCAGUCAUUAAAUGGUAUUCGGAAAGCCAAUACUUGCUUCAAAUUGUAAAAUGUAGAAAUACAGAAUGCUGUCGUCCAAGAAGUGGCCUAUUCAGAUUACUAGACAACAGGUUUCUUCCACCAACAAACAGUUGA
Molecule: messenger RNA, 1287 nt
Organism: Psylliodes chrysocephalus
Lineage: Eukaryota; Metazoa; Arthropoda; Insecta; Coleoptera; Chrysomelidae
Source: the annotation of a GenBank genome assembly